Penaeus indicus is the source of this 4841-nucleotide messenger RNA. Its product is annotated as glutamate receptor ionotropic, kainate 2-like. The annotation marks the transcript as partial. NCBI's taxonomy places the organism in Eukaryota, Metazoa, Arthropoda, Malacostraca, Decapoda, Penaeidae. Gene Ontology annotation, molecular function: transmitter-gated monoatomic ion channel activity involved in regulation of postsynaptic membrane potential; glutamate receptor activity. Gene Ontology annotation, cellular component: postsynaptic density membrane; plasma membrane. The transcript is spliced from 14 exons. The record is from RefSeq and is a predicted model, not a curated record. Gene Ontology annotation, biological process: modulation of chemical synaptic transmission; synaptic transmission, glutamatergic; monoatomic ion transport.
UAUGCACCUACCUGCGUGCGGGCGUGGCGGCGAUCUUCGGUCCUCAGUCGGAACGCGCCUCCGCCCACGUCCAGAGUAUCUGCGACGCCCUCGAAAUCCCGCACAUUGAGACGCGUUGGGAUUACCGAGUGAGGCGAGAGCAUUACUCGAUAAAUCUGUAUCCUCACCCGUUCUCGCUGAGUAGAGCUUACUUCGAUCUCGUCCGGGAGUUCGAGUGGACGUCCUUCACGAUUCUUUACGAGGACAAUGACGGCUUGGUUCGCCUCCAGGAGCUCUUCAAGGUGCCGCCCAAGAAGUACAAGAUUACCUUAUUACAGCUGCCUGAUCAUAAGGAUUACAGACAACCGUCCUCUAGCGCGAACUUGUAUACUCGCAAAAGCCCCAUUCGAUGUCCUCAGAAUAAUUCAUAUCAUGACUUGCACUUGGUCGACCUCCAAGACUUCAAGUACAGCGGCACGAACAUCACGGCCGUCCGCCUGGUCGAUCCCGAGCGAGGGGAAGCCAGGAAGUUCAUGUACGAAUGGCGUAUGAAGACCGAGGCCAUGCUGAUGUACGACGCAGUGAAGCUGUUCGUGAUGGCGAUUCAGGCGCUGGACAACUCGACGUACGUGCAGAUUUCGUCACUCAAGUGCGAGCUGGAGGGCGGCUGGAUUCAUGGCAACUCGCUCAUCAACUACAUGAAGAUGGUCGGCACGUGGACCCCCAAGGGCGGAACCAACUACACGCGGACGUACCAGAUCGACCAAGAAAACCAGAUGGAGGGUUUGCAGAACAAGACGCUCCGGGUUUGCGUGGCUCUCAACGACCCGUAUAUCAUGCUGAAGGAGAGUUCGGAGCGGCUGAGUGGCAACGACCGCUUCGAGGGCUUCUGCAUCGACCUCCUCAACGAAAUCGCCGAGAUCCUCAAGUUCAACUUCGUCCUCAUCCCGAUCAAGGCCUACGGCUCCAGGAACGCCACGACGGGAGAGUGGAACGGCAUGAUCAAGGAGCUGCUCGAAGAUCGCGGCGAUAUGGCCGUCACGGACCUCACCAUCAACUUCGAGCGCGAGGAUGCUGUGGACUUCACGAUGCCGUUCAUGAACCUCGGGAUUUCUAUUUUGUACAAGAAACCCCAGAAGAUGGCGCCUUCCCUCUUCUCCUUCCUGUCGCCUCUGUCAAUCGAAGUUUGGAUUUACAUGAUAACAGCCUAUGUGGGCGUGUCCAUCGUUAUGUAUAUUCUUGCCAGGUUCUCGCCGUACGAGUGGCAGAACCCCCACCCGUGCGACCCCGACCCCGACACGCUGGAGAACCAGUUCACCAUCCUGAACUGCCUGUGGUUCGCCAUCGGCUCCCUUAUGCAGCAAGGCUGUGACUUCCUUCCGCAAGCUGUCUCGACCCGCAUGGUGGCCGGCAUGUGGUGGUUCUUCACUCUGAUCAUGAUUUCGUCCUACACCGCUAACCUCGCCGCCUUCCUCACCGUCGAGCGCAUGGAAUCCCCGAUCGAGUCAGCGGAGGACCUCGCUAAGCAGACCAAGAUCAAGUACGGCCUGAAGGAAGGAGGAACCACUUCGGUCUUCUUCAGAGACUCAAAGAUCCCGACCUACAAGCACAUGUGGGACACCAUGAAUAAGUACAAGGAGAUGGGUGAGAACGUCUUCACGGGCUCUAACAAGGAAGGAGCCACUCGGGUGUCGAAAAGCAACGGCCUCUACGCUUUCUUCAUGGAAUCGACAACCAUUGAGUAUGUGAUCGAACGUGAAUGCGAUUUGACUCAAGUUGGAGGGCUUCUGGAUUCGAAAAGUUACGGCAUUGCUCUUCAGCCAGGUGGGUUUACAAUGGAAGAAGCGGGCGGCAGCAGUAUGGCGAGUGAACUCAACUUACCGAACGUGGGCGGUGUUUUCGUCGUCCUCAUCGGCGGAAUGGGCUUGGCGCUGGUCGUGGCUCUCGGCGAGUUCGUCCUCUACUGCUGGGAGAUCUCCAGGGAGGACGAGAAAUCAUUAAUAUCAGUCCUGAGUGAGGAGUUAUGCUUCGUCUUCCAAUGCAAGGGGUCGACGAAGCCCGUGAGGAAGAAAGCGGAAUCGGAGACGGCCGCCGUGGACAACAUGUACGGGUCUGAUGUGUACAACUGCAGCGGCAGAAAUCCACUUACCUGAUUACCGGAAGUGGCGUCAGCCUAUGACGUCACAGUCGACCAUCACCCCGACCAAUGGCCGAUUCCUAGCUACGAGCCCCCACCCCCCUCACCCACCUGAAUGCAUCGACGGUCAACCAGAACACAUCCACGCUCAGCCAGACCUCAUCCACUGUCGCCAGCCAGGAUUGCUCCUCCUCGCCCUCCUUCGCGCCGGACCGAAAGCCUUCACACUCGACACACCCGAGCGAGGACCCGCCGAGGCCGCGGCGAGGGGCAGCGGAAGAGCUGGUAGCGGCGGGAAUUCCGGAGCCUGGCUGGUGCGUCGGCGGCUGGACUCGGCUUGCUUGCUGCGAGGAGCUGCGGACUUUGGGGUGUGAAUUGUACUUCAUAGAUCUGUGUAUAUUAUGCAUAAAUACAUACACACGUAGAUGCACAUGUAUGUAGUAUAUGCAUAUACAAUUUUUACUUUUAUUGUAUAAACUUCUAGGUCUUUCCCCUCGAACUUUUGGAAGAGUUCGGGGACUUUAACUGGAUCUGAGGCCUUUAAGUUCCAUUUUAUAUAUACACACUUUUUAACUCUACUCAUAUAGAUAAGUUAUGAAAUAAUCUACCAGACAUGUUACCAGGUUUGUUUGAUGUUACUGAAGUGUCGGUACAGAAGUUCAUACACUGUUUGGGAGAUAAGUGUAAGGCGUUUGUCUACAGUAUCUUGUUUUUUAAUAUAUUUGAAAUCACGAUCAGUAUUUUACACAUAGGACUAUUUCGCGUAUGUUGUGGCGAAAGCUGUUGUAUAUGGCAAGUCAUAUAUCGCGGGCACGUUUGAGAAGUUGUAGUACCUUUACAACUAUAUAUUCUCUUGAAAGUGUCCCGCAACAUCGGAUCUCGGGUUUUGGUGAACUCGUAAUGAAUCCGUACAUAUCAGAACUCGUUUAAAAGUUGUUUUGAAGAAGAAAACGUGCAUUAUAUCGUGAUGAGCUAUAUUUCCAAUGCCCGUUAUUGUAUGGUAACAUUUCCUUUUUCUGUGUUUUUUGGAGGCAUGAGCUUCAGAAUUUACGCGAGGGAAAUGGUAAUUGCGUUUCCUACCAUAUCCAGUAGCUAGCCCGAAUUGCACUCACGAACAGAACUUGCAUAUACGGACACUGUUUUUUUCUUCUUCUUUUUUUUUUAUAACUUCCGUGUGUAAUUACAUUCAACACAUUUAUGAAACUAGAUGUGUGCACAUGCUCUGAGUAUGUAACUAUUGGUUUAAGUACAACAUAGACUGGACAGUUAUAUUCAUACCGAUUUGCUAUGCCCUUUUCGAUGUUAUCGGUAUUAGUAAAAAAUAAUAAUAAUAGUAAUGGAAAUAGAAUAAGAUAAAAUAAAAUAAAGGAUAAUUUUUCUUUUAUCAAAAUAUACAUCAUAACAAAGGUUUCUCAGAAAGGAUGGAGACAUUUUCUCUGUAAAAUGAUAUAUGGUAGAAGCCAUUACACAUUAUCUGGUUGAGCUUCUCGUGACUUUCUUAAGAGUACUUGGAAAGAGAGAAAAAAAUGAAUAAUGUUAAAUAUGUUUUCAUGAAUGUAUUCUUUUGGAAUCAAAGGCCAUUUUUAUCUUUGACAUUGCGGAAUCUCAAUUUUGUGUGCGCGAUAGGUUAUGUGGCAAUGUGUUGAUAUUAGUGACACUAAUUUUGUUCAUUUCCUCCCAUACCUCGCCAUUGACUUGUUAUUCAUUUCUUACUGUUCAUCACAAUCAUCAGAUUCAUUUCAUGAUAGGUGUCAACUUGAUGAAAACUGCUUCAUUUCAUUUCCAAGGCCUUCCCUGCAGUUUGGAAUCUACUGUUGAAAGGUAUUUUUUUUCCACACGUGUUAGGCUUGGUGACACCUGUGGGUUAUGCCCCUAUGAUGCUGUAAAUGAUCACUACUUGUUUAUGGUGUUCACUAUCCAUUGCUGUAUGUUGUACAUUGCUUUGAACGUUGGUGUUGUCUAGAGUGAUAAUAACGAUAUUCUCUUCUUUCCUUUUUCUUAUUCUUUGAGAGUCUUCCCCCCCCCAUAUGCAGUGGCUAAUAACCCCCUUCUUUCCUGGCCAUUUAUUACUUGAGUGCUACAAGUGGAGAUACAUAAGUUUAUCCAUAUCAGCUGUUCCUGUAUUUUCGUAUGGUAGGCACACAGCCAGCGCCAAGGCUACUCUUGGAGCUUCAGAAGGAAGUUUGGUCCAAGGAAGGAUGGAGGAGCUCAUUUGUCUUAUUUCGUUUAGUCCAUUACAUCAAAAAUCUUGAAACAGGCUCUUGAGACAACUGAAGAACAGUGUCUGUGUCUGGGUUCAGGUGGCGAAGUACCUGGUAUUCGUAUUAAGAUUGCUUAAUAAAAGGAAACCAGAAAGCUUCCUUUUAAAGGAAAUUUGGAGGAAGCCUUUGUUCUAUCUUCAACUGAGAAAGUAACUUAAAGUAGAGCAACUUAAACUCUUCUUGAAAAUGGAUUAACAUCUAAAUCUGCAAUUUUGACCUCAAAUAAUUCCACGUAAUAUGAAACUGAUGUUUUCAAUGCAUUAAGUAUCUUCUUUCUCUUUCUUACCUUCUCACAACCAUGAACUGCACGCUCCUAUCCUGAUUUUGUCUUUCUUUCUACUUGAUGGUGAAAGAAACUUGUCUCUAAAUGGCUUGAAAUCAUUAUUGUAAGUGUUUUUACCCGUCUGGAUUGUUUUUUUCUUCAGCCCUGUGUAAGUAUUUCACGAAAAAUAAAGUUCUUAAAC